Athene cunicularia (burrowing owl) is the source of this 2460-nucleotide messenger RNA. Its product is annotated as chloride channel protein C-like. NCBI's taxonomy places the organism in Eukaryota, Metazoa, Chordata, Aves, Strigiformes, Strigidae. Gene Ontology annotation, biological process: transmembrane transport; chloride transport. Gene Ontology annotation, cellular component: membrane; intracellular membrane-bounded organelle. Gene Ontology annotation, molecular function: voltage-gated chloride channel activity. The record is from RefSeq and is a predicted model, not a curated record.
AUGUCAUCACUUUUUCCCCAUAGACACGUGGAAAAUGAUGAAGAGGAGCUGUUAAUGGUGGAAGAUCGUGGGCCUGAUUUGAUUAAUUCUCAGGAUUUUAGGAGGCAAUGCAGCAUCAGCAGAAGCAGUUUAGCAUAUUAUCGCUGGAUGGAGGAGGAGAGAGAACACCUCAUAGCUCGUGAGAGUUUUGAUUAUUUGCCUUCACACAGUAAAGUUUAUAAGAAAUGGCUACAAGAGAAAACUUACAGAAAAGAGUGGGAUCGAUGGCUGCUGAUGGGGCUAAUUGGAACAGCAGUUGGGAUGCUGGGGGUUUUGAUUCAUCAGAUAAUUGACUCUCUCAUCAAAUUGAAAUGGGACCUGGUGGAAAAUUACCUGCAGGAUGGCAACAUCCAUAUGACCUGGCUAUGUGCACUUGGGUCUGGGCUGGCCAUGAUGGUUCUCUCUUCAAGCGCGGUGCUGUUUUUUUGCCCAGCAGGUUCACUAUCUGACUUGCCAGAAAUCAUUGGGUAUUUGAAUGGUACUUCCAUUCAACAUCUUUUUAACAUCAAGACCUUUUUAGGCACAUUUGUCUUAUGCAUACUGACUGUAGCCUCUGGGCUCUUCUGUGGGCCAGAAGGUCCCAUGGUCCAUUUGGGUGCUCUCCUGGGUUGUGGUCUGAGGCAGCUGCAGUUGGACACCCUUGGCGUCCACCUCCCGAUAUUCACCAGGUUUCAGAAUUCGUCUGAUAAUUUCAUUAUGGCUGGUGCAGGAGCAGGCAUAGCUUCGGUAUUUCGUGCCCCCAUUGGUGGGGAAGUGUCUUCAUUCUGGGACAUCAGGCUGGCCUGGCAAACCUUCUUCUGCUGCUUGAUGGCUACCUUCACCACAGAUUUACUGUCAUCUUCUCUCUAUGGGUUUGUUUACAGAGGUCAUUUUGGAUUUUUUGGAGCAGAGAAAAGAAUUAUAUUUUGGGUUAAGAACUUGCUGGACAUGAAUGUCUUGGCCUUUGUUCCCACCAUCAUUCUUGGAGUGCUUGGAGGUCUUCUGGGAGCUCUCUUUGUUUCCCUAAAUAUAAAGAUUAAUAAAUUACAUAUGCAGUUCUUUAAUUCAAUUCCAAUAUUAUCCCUUAGAAAAACAAGCAAGCUGUUGGAAAGUGUGCUCAUUCUUGUAUGUACGACGACUGUUACAGGAUAUUUAUCAUAUUUCUUUCCUUGCACUCCAGUCAUGGGUGUGAGAAACUACCAGCUGAGAAACAACUCAGAAAUCAUAAAUCAGUCCAAGAGGGAAAUUUCAGAAUAUAGCUGUUCAUCAAGCUGGGUUGAUCCAGAUAGAAUCAGAUAUUCUAAUCAAACCUUCAAUCAAGCUGCUACGCUUCUAAUUGAAAAUGGGAAGCAAGGGAUCACAUAGCUCUUUAAACGUGGGGCUCGCGAAGAAUUUGGAUAUGCAUCUCUUUGUACUGCUUUGGCAUUUUAUUUCAUCCUCAGCUGUUGGACAGCAGGUUCUGCUGUUGCGAGUGGCCUGGUUAUUCCUAUGCUAUACACAGGAGCUUUGUAUGGCAGGAUAAUUGGUUUGAUCCUUGUUUCCAUUUUUGGUGUUCAAACUAAUGAAUAUGGAGCAUGGAUUGAUCCAGGUCUUGCUGUCAUUGGAGCUGCCUCCUUUUUCAGUGGUGUGUCAAGGCUGACCAUCUCUCUCACUGUGAUAAUGAUAAAGAUCACAAAUGAUGUCCAGUCCUUGCUACUGAUAAUGCUGGCUGUCAUGGUGGCCAAGAUAGUUGGUGACUUGUUCAGCGCAUCCCUGUACAGUUCCCUCCUGAAGCAGAAAUGCAUUCCCUACUUGGAUGUGGAACCUUUUGUUCAUCACAGGAGAAAACGGUUGAACCUGGAAUUGUUCUCUGCCAGCGACGUCAUGGAGCCUGGCAUCAGAGUCCUUCACCUGAAGGAAAACAUUGCCUUCUUGGCUCGGCUUCUUGCAAGUACAAGCCAUGGCGGAUUCCCAGUGGUUUGCAGGCUCAAGCCAGACCAUGCAGAGGUGUUCCAGGGAUCUAUUAAAAGGUUAGAGCUGUGCAUGCUGCUGGAAAAUGAGCACAUCUUUGAACCAGAGACAAAUGAUGAGUCUUUCUUCUCCUCUCAUCCUCUCUCCUAUGAGAAAAUAACGGUGGAGAAGCUGCCCAAUCUGUCGCGCCUACCCAUGCUGCUGAAUCGCUAUGCUACAGAUCCCCGGUAUCAGCAACUCUUCAUCAAUCUGGAGCCAUACAUAAACAAAUCUGCAAUGUCAGUCCAAGCUCAUUUCUCACUGCAACGCGCCUACAUCAUCUUUUGCACCCUGGGGCUGCACCACCUCACUGUUGUUGACUUGCAUAACCAAGUGGUUGGGGUGAUCACCAGGAAGGACCUGAUGCCCUUCCCACUGGAGGAGAGACUCAGGCCCCAGCUGGCACCACAGAGCCCUGAUGUGGGUGAGCAGCCCCUGGAUUCCAGGCCAUAG